UUUCAAGCUCGCGCUCUCGAUCGAUCUUCUCAUGCUUUUAGUUUUUUGUCAGUUAGAUCGGUGGACGUUUUUUUUUUUGUUUUUUUUUUAAUAUAUAUAUAUAUACAUAUAUAUAUAUAUAUUUUUUGAGGAGGUUUGAGGAUUGGUUAGUAAGGUGGAACGAUUUUUGGCUCGGGUUUUGUUUGUGCUUUUGAUGUUGUGGAUGGAGUCGUGAGAUUUUUUCAGUGUCGAGUGUAGGGAUGGGGUGGGGAUGCUGCUGGAGCGUUAGGGAGUGGGGAGUUAGGGAAAUGGACCACACAUGAGGUGGAAUUUAACGUGGUGUAGUGUUUUAGGUCGGCGCGCUUUUUGGCAGAGGAGUGAGAUGGCAAUCGCGGUUGGAACCAGUGAGUGCGUCGAGACAACGUGCGUGCAUGGUUAAGCUGUGUUUGAGCUUAUCCUGGUACGUCACGAAUACGUUCAUACAUUAUCUGAACGAAUUUUUGCGGCGGGUGUUGGCUGUGUAAUUCUUCAGCUCGUGAAUGUUCUGUGCUGUAGUCUUGAAUUGUUUGGAUGUGAGCUUUUGGAGUGUGAUUCGAGUACAGGGUGCGUAAAUCUGAAUUUUAAAAUUGAAUGGUGAAUGUAUUGUGCUGUGUCGCUGUUUUACGAUGAUACAGAGUCUGUUCCAGCAGCAACCAUACCAGAAAAGAGCCUAUACACCAACUAAUAGAGCAGCAAUGUAUUCCGUGUAGAUUACCCUUUACCUUACUGUAGUUCAAUCGGAGUAUAAUUCUUGAUUGUUAAUUUUAAGCGGUGAUCCUCAAGCUUUGGCUUAUCACAUUCAAUUUGGUUCUAACGAGAAUUGUUGUCAUUUUGAUCUCGUAACUACCUCCAUAUUUGGGGUUUAGGUGAAAUCCUGUUUCUGAAUGCGCGUAGUUCGAUGAUCGAUGAGUAAAACAUGUUUUCUGAAACGUGGCUGUGUUGAUUAAGUUUUGGGUCUUAGUUGGAUCUUUAGAUACUACUACGGUUUAACUGUAAACAGUCUCAACUGAAAGUGAAGAUAGGGUUUCCACGAAUGAGUAAUGUGGGAGGUGGUGAAUUCUCGUUCAUGAAUUCGAUGAUUCAUAAAUCUUCACUAAUUCGAUUUAUGUUGUAUAAAUCUUCACUAAUUCGAUUCAGUGAAGCAUUGCCUACUUUUAGAACUGUGUCUGGGUGUUUCACCAUAGAAUUCGCAGGUUGUUUGAAUGCGACUAGCCUUUGAUGUUAGGGAUAUAUCUACAACUGGAGAAAAUGGAUCUUACAAAGACCCUACUCAUUAUGACUAAGAUUUGGUAGCCAUUAUAGCUGGUGGUAGCGGUGUCCUGGUAGCCCGGUAUGCAGCUCAAUUUGGAGGUAAAGUCAGUCAAUGAGAUGUCAUUUGCACUUCUCUCUUCAGAUGAAGCUGGUGGUGUUGGGGAGCAUAAGUUGUACAUUGUACAUCUUACCCUACUCUUGCAGGUUUUUUUAGUCAACAGAUGUUUGGAUUCUCUACUUCACUUCUAUUCGGGUGCUCCCACAAAUUCUUAUCAUGAAAUGUACGCCGUCAACUGCCAUAAGCUAGUGCAAGUUGGCUUGGUUCCGAGAUCAAGUGUGAGUGGUGUUUCGGCACCAUCAAAAACACCUACUUGAAUCACACUCCAAAAGUGUGAGUGGUGUUUCGGCACCAUCAAAUACACCGACAUCUGCACCAGCAACAACAACGAGGCGCUAAAACCCAUGUUCUAAUCGUGAUCCUUAGCGUCCGAAACCCUCCAAUGUUUCCACAGAGUGACAAGCCGCAUCUCCAAGUUGUGGCUCUCUUUCAUUAACCGUCAUAAACUGUCUUGCUUCAUCAGUACUCUAGAGUUGAAUGUAAAAAUACCAGUGCGCAGUUUCGCCGUGUCGGCAUGCCAAUGUGGACAAUAACCCUUUUUAGAGUGAAUAUGAGGUGAGUUUGCUGUAGUAUAACUUGUUUGUACAACGGCACUCAAAUCGCAGCUCAUCCUCCAUGCGCACCGAGUUCUGUUGUGAAAUAGGAUCCAGUUUAAGGAGACCAUUUCUCAUGUAUGCUGAGCACACAGCACUCUGAUCCCCCUGUUGCUCGACCUUCACGGACUUGAAGGAAGAGAUUUCUUCGAGGAUGGAGAUUGAUUGAGUCAAGGGGAAAAGAGUGUUGUCACGGGUUGGUGACUUGAAUUAAUGGGCCCACAAUCUGUCCUUACGAGCUCUGCUUGGAGGGGCCUUGGUGCAGAAAGCACGGAUGGGGAUGCUGUAAGAGGGGCGUACGAUUGUGCGGGACGGUCGGCAACUGCGGUCAUGGCAGGACAACACAAAUGAACUCUCUUCGGCAUCAUGAAGAGAACAAACUUGCUUAUUCUCGAAAAGGAAAAUGGUGGGCAGCUUUCGAACAAGCCCUAAUUAAUAUCCACCCUUCCCCUAAUCAAUGGGUUCCUCCUGCGUUACAUUUCGUAACUUUCUCUUUAACAAUUCAGCGCAGGAUCCUUAUCCGAAAAUAAACUCGGUCGGAAGUAAAAAAAAAAAAAAAAAAAAAAAAAGAAAGAAAAAAAAAGAGUGAAAAUCUCCCCGUUCAUUGAUACCCAUGAUUCAAUUAUCGAGAUUGUGGUAACCAUAGACGAGGUGGAGCCAUUUGGAAGUCAUGCUGAUUCGAUGUAUCGACUGUUGCAUCGAACAAGCGGAACAAACAGUGUUUCACUUAAGUAGAUUUCAAUUGCUGUGUUACGAAGCACUGCAGCAGCAGUAAUGGUGGCAGGGACGCGGGGACCAGCGACCAAUGAGGAUUUGAAACAUCAAUAUGGGUUUAGUGCCGUGAAAGGAAGGAGGGGAGCGCCUGCACAUGCACGUGAGCGUGAGUAUAUUCAACGUCAACUUUAAUUGCCACGGUAUGUUUAUGGGUGGGGGAGUACAUGUAAGGCCCUCCCAUUAAAUUACAAAAUUUGAGGCCUCGUCCCAGAAGAACAAGGUGAAAUUAGAAUCGAAUGAGAUGCUGCAGCAUGAUGCAAACGAGUGGGACAAACGCCGCGAGAUGUCGAUGACGCGCGGUUGAGCUGCAGCUGGGAAAGCGGGAUUCGGGCGAAUGCAUUUCGUAAAAACAAUACUACAUAGAAUGCCGGCCAGACCUAGUGAAUGAGUUCAGAAGUAAACGGGCAUCAACUUUAGUAAAUGAUUGACAGAAUGUUGGUGCUUUUCGGGUAGGAUUAGCAUUUGUUCUGUUUCUCCUUGCUCGCAGAGCCGCUCAAAUUGCCAGCAAGAAUAAAUGCAUUUUCUUGUGCCUGUCAGACUUAUUAGAAAAGUUCAAAUCUCUUUGGGUCUACCAGCUCUUUUAUGUAUUAUUAUUUUUUGGUAAAAUCAGUCACACAACCCCCCCCCCCCCCCCAUUCGCAACUUUAAACGAGUUUUAGCUCCAAACAUCAUGCAUAUUUCAGUCCUGCUUGUUCUCCACUCACUCAGUUUACUCCCCAGUUCCUCCUAAACAAGUUUGAGGUUAUCUUGAUUCAAGAACUGAGUUGCACAGAGAUGUAGACAGAAAAAUAUCCAAGUUAAGCAGAGAGUUCGGUUAUUUCAGUUUCCUCCGCAGCGACCCUCUAAACAAUAUUCAAUGUUAGGGCUCUCUUAAUCCUCUACAAGAAAACUCAAGAUUUCAAAAUCGUUGUUUUCGUGGGAAGCAUUCUGAAGGGUAGAUGCGAUGGCGAGAAAUGGAAAACUUGCGGCGACUCUUCAUGUAGUAGUUUUAUGCAUGUGCUUAAGAGGAGUAAUAGCACUAGACCCUCAAAACAUAACCUACAGAAUAGGUUUUCUGUCGCCUUCUCCAGAUUCCAUCAUUCCCACCAACCUGGCCAUUGAAUGGAAUUCAGCAUUUCAAGUGGCCAUGGAAGUUCUUAACGCGGAGAAUAGACCUUAUACAAUGGUCUCGACUCUGAAAAGCUCUGAAUGUGACUGGCAACUGGGUCAGCAGGCUGCCGAGUCACUUCUCCGGCCGACAACAGUUCCACCUUUGAUUGGUGCAGUUGGCCCUGCUUGUACUGAUGCAGCUAUGUCCGCUGGUAGAGCUUUUGUGGAACACAAUUAUCCGCUUGUCUCAUUUGCUGCCACUUCAGAAAGCCUCUCAAAUCGAGAUAACUUUCCAACAUUUUUCCGCACCGUUUUUAGUGAUAGGCAUCAAGCAGCAGCCAUCGCAGCCAGCGUGUCACAAUUGAAAAUCAAACGUCUCACGGUGUUGACAACUCAGCAUUAUUACAGCAUGAAUUUGGGUUCAGAGAUCGUUGAUGCGGUAGGUAACUUAGCAACCAUAAAUACUUUCCUUCUUCACAGAGGAGCUAAUUCGACUCUUGAUAUUACUGAGCUUGCUGGUGUUCUUGAUAAAGUUGGAAAGGACGAGUUUGUAGUCAUGGCUGUGCAACCCAUUCAAGCCUAUGAGAUUUGGAAAGCUGCGUAUAAAUUGGAUAGGAUAAGAUGGCCAUUUUGGUACUUUGGGACAGAUGGAGUUACUGCAUUUGAUCCACAAGACAAUUCUACAGAUCCCAACUUAGUGAGCGCUUUGCAGGGAGAAAUUGGAAUAUCUCCUCAUGGUGGUGACCUCAACAACCCUGCUUGUGAGAAGUUUUAUUCUUACUGGAAAUCCAAAAAAUAUCCUGGUUUUCCCUCUGAAGGAAAGAAUAGAACCCGUUCUUAUGUGCCUCAGUUAAUUGACGCUGUGCAAACUUACUUCCACAUUGUCGAUAAUCUCAUCAAGGCAAAUUUAUCUGUGACUAAAGAGAACGUUUUUCAAGCGCUCAACAGUUCCGGUCUUGGCACUCUAAAGUUUGAGGGGUGCAGUGGUAUAGUCUCAUUUGACCCUGCCUCUGGAAGUCGGAGCGUAGUGGCACAGGUUCCUCAAUAUGAUCUCAUGUCGCUUACACCUGCGUACUGGGAGGUUAAGGGCGAGAUAAUGAAUGGCAGUUUGGUCGGGUUGCAACUGCUGAAACCACCUGGUAGCGAAUAUGGACCCAAUUCGACAUAUAUGGGUCCCAACCCGAAUGGCUUGUCGAGCAAAACGAAGAUUUGGAUCAUUGCUGGCACCUUCGCUGGUGCAUGUGUUCUUUCAGCCUUGGUCGGAGGCGCUGUGCACUUUCAUCGACGCCAAAAGCACCCCGCUGUAAGGACCGAGUCAAUGCGCAGAUUUAUUGACUUCGGUAGCUUCCGAGGGGGCGAGAGCUUCCGAGCCCCUUCAUAGGAAAGCGCAGUUUCAUGGAGGCUGAACGAGUUCUAAUUACUGGGAGCUCAUGUUUAUACGAACGAUGUUGAGAGAAAUCAAUAGACAAGCAUUGAGGAUGUCACUUCACGGUAUCUCACACGGCUCAAUCUAGAUUCGAGCUCAUGAAAAUUGCUUGUCUUAGAAACGUGAAUAAUCACACUCUAGAGCAAAGCAUGAACGGCUGCUGUUCUAGAACCGUUCUAGCGUGUCCUGUUUUGGGUAGAAGGUCUUGUCAUAUGGUGAGAGUUAACCUAUCAUGGAUACGAUAUUUUACCGACCAGAUAAAAUCGUCGAAGUUUGUGUACACUCCAGAAGGCUCUCGCACCUGGAGGUGCCAUUAGAUGAGACACCAGGGAUAUGAAGGGUCCUGCAGCGUGCUCUUCAGCUGAAAAUACGCCAGUAGAUGUGAGUGACAGUAUACCUGUGAGCUACCCAAACCUGGGAACGUCCCGUGUUAGUGCUCCUGAUGUAUCAACUUCCUAUCUGUGCUGCUUGUAGCAAUGUGAGCUUAUGCCAAAAACAUUCCAUAGAUCGGCAUAUCUGAUGUGUCAACUAAAUGAAGAGUUACUUUCGGAGGAUGGACUAGUAUAGAGAAAUCGCAAAGGGGCGAGCAAAAGAGAAGACACAUACUGCACCUGGUACUGAUAACAGCUCCAAACUCAAGACGAAGCUGCAGAGAGAGGGGUAAAGGAUGGUGCAUUCUUAGAAUCAGUUGGGGUUUCCCACGUUGGCCAUGGAAUGAGAUGGAUGCUCUCUGAUAGUUGGAUGCUGCGUUGUUGUGGUCCUGUGCUGCUGCUGCUGCUGCUCUUGUUGGAUUGGGCUGUUGCAAUAAAAUCUUUCUUCCAGGCAAUGGCAAGAUCUUGAGGUACAACAAGGAGCUUUAAUUCUCCAUCACCAUUACUUAGUUUGUUACUUUGCUUUGGUUGCUGCUGCUGAUCUUUCUUCAUUGUUGGGGUGAAAUACCAGUUUGCAUCGGAGGGAGUUCAUAUAGCUCAAGUGUGUGCGUGUGUGUUUGUGUUUCUGUGCUGGAUCUAGUACAUUCGAUACAGUUGCAUAAUGCAUAGAAGUUUACCUUUCCAUGGGUUUCGACGAAAGCAUGAGACCCAGUUAAUGUGAAGAGACAUACAUGAUUUGUAAGCAUAAUCCUUUGUUUAAGUUGGAGGAUGUUCCAACAGGCUUAUGAAGUGGUGAUCAACUAAAUACAUCAAAGAAUAAUUUGAGGGUUU
Messenger RNA from Physcomitrium patens, 6471 nucleotides. Its product is annotated as glutamate receptor 3.1. Lineage: Eukaryota; Viridiplantae; Streptophyta; Bryopsida; Funariales; Funariaceae. The record is from RefSeq and is a predicted model, not a curated record.